GAUGAGACUAGGGUUUAAAAUUCUAUUAUAUAAAGUUGGUCAUUCCUCCUCCGGUGUUGCUGACAAGCCAAUCCUUUGUGUAGGUGCUCAACCCUAGUAAGCCGCAAUGGUGAAGUACUCAAGGGAGCCUGACAAUCCAACUAAGUCUUGCAAGGCUAGAGGCGCCGACCUUAGGGUUCAUUUUAAGAACACGAGGGAAACUGCCUUUGCAAUCAGGAAGUUGCCCUUGGUCAAGGCUAAAAGGUACUUGGAAGAUGUUCUUGCCCACAAGCAGGCAAUUCCAUUCAGACGUUUUUGUCGAGGUGUUGGAAGGACAGCCCAGGCUAAGAAUAGACACUCUAAUGGCCAAGGACGGUGGCCUGUCAAGUCAGCGAAAUUCAUUCUUGAUUUGCUCAAAAAUGCUGAGAGCAAUGCUGAAGUGAAAGGUUUGGAUGUUGAUGCACUGUACAUUUCGCAUAUCCAAGUCAAUCAAGCACAGAAGCAAAGACGCCGAACAUACCGAGCCCAUGGAAGAAUCAAUCCUUAUAUGUCAUCUCCGUGCCACAUAGAGUUAAUAUUAUCUGAAAAAGAAGAACCUGUGAAGAAGGAGCCCGAGACUAAGUUAACAACAAGCAAGAAAUCCCAAGCUCUUCGAAGUGGCGCUUCGUCAUAGAAUACAACUUAAUUGUUUGAGGCACAAUAUUCCUAGAUUAUGUCAAGAGGAGAGUUUUGUUUGUUUAAUUUUUGUUAUGGUUUGGUAUGAGUUUUAUACUAUGCUUCAAAUUAAUUUAAGUUAUUCGAAAAACUUAGUUUGGAUUUCUUUCGGUGUUUCCUUUGGAUGGAUAUUUAAAAGUAGUUUCAAAAGAAAUACUAAGCAUUAGAAGAUAAAUCGGUUGUUAA
This is a messenger RNA of Glycine soja, 879 nucleotides long. Its product is annotated as 60S ribosomal protein L17-2-like. Gene Ontology annotation, cellular component: ribosome; cytosolic large ribosomal subunit. The record is from RefSeq and is a predicted model, not a curated record. Gene Ontology annotation, biological process: cytoplasmic translation. Gene Ontology annotation, molecular function: structural constituent of ribosome. Bases 107 to 652 code for a protein of 181 amino acids. The transcript has 7 exons. Lineage: Eukaryota; Viridiplantae; Streptophyta; Magnoliopsida; Fabales; Fabaceae.